Molecule: messenger RNA, 865 nt
Organism: Diuraphis noxia (Russian wheat aphid)
Lineage: Eukaryota; Metazoa; Arthropoda; Insecta; Hemiptera; Aphididae
Gene: Rpe
Product: ribulose-phosphate 3-epimerase
Biological process (GO): carbohydrate metabolic process; pentose-phosphate shunt
Molecular function (GO): D-ribulose-phosphate 3-epimerase activity
Source: RefSeq, a predicted model, not a curated record
UAGAAAAUGGCCAAAACAUUAUCUUGUAAAAUCGGUCCAUCUAUUUUGAACGCUGAUUUAUCGCAGUUGUAUAAUGAAUCUCAAAAGUUGGUAGAUAGUGGAGCAGAUUAUUUACACUUAGAUGUUAUGGAUGGGACUUUUGUUCCUAAUCUAACUUUUGGACAUCCAGUCGUGAAAUGUUUAAGAACUAAGUUACCUAACACUGUGUUUGAAACACACAUGAUGGUUCAAAAUCCAAUUCAAUGGAUUUCUGCUAUGGCUGAUGCUAACGUGGAUCAAUACACAUUUCACAUUGAGCCAUGUGAUGACGUUCCUUUAGUAUGCCGUAAAGUCAAAGAAGCUGGCAUGAAAGUAGGCUUAGCAAUAAAACCUGGCACUCCGGUUACAUGUGUUGAAGAAUAUAUAGAUAUGGCUGAUAUGAUUUUAGUGAUGACGGUUGAACCUGGAUUUGGUGGUCAGAAAUUUAUGACAGACAUGAUGCCAAAAAUUGAACUUUUGAGAGAAAAAUAUCCCACAWUGGACAUUGAAGUUGAUGGAGGUAUUGGUCCAAAUAACAUCGAUGUUUGUGCUAAGGUAAAAAGUGAACUAUAAUUAAGUGAACUACAUUUAAUUACAUUUUUUACUAAAUAUUCUUGGAGUAYUAAAUCCUAUUUUAGCAAAAAAUGCCUCAUUUAGAUUGGAAGUUGAUGUUCUCAUGUAAUAUUAAUGUAUAAUAACCAAGGCUCAUAAGUUCAUGCAUCUGCAUGUUUUUUCUGCUACWCAGGAAAACAUGCUAACUGAGAUACAAAUCCGUUUCAUAACAGUAGUAACAAUAAUAUGAAGUYAAUAUUCUAACUUUCCUAAAAAUAACCAAACUUUAUAACCU